Messenger RNA from Mus musculus (house mouse), 4817 nucleotides. RefSeq names its product collagen, type XIII, alpha 1 (gene Col13a1). Lineage: Eukaryota; Metazoa; Chordata; Mammalia; Rodentia; Muridae. The transcript is spliced from 39 exons. Bases 571 to 2853 code for a protein of 760 amino acids. The record is from RefSeq and is a predicted model, not a curated record. Gene Ontology annotation, cellular component: plasma membrane; postsynaptic membrane.
AGGAGGCGGAGGAGGAGCGGGAGGAGGGCGAGGGAGGGGCGCAGGAGAUUAGUUUGGGAAGUAGCGCCCGGCGCUCAUCCGAUCCGCGCGGCCGCGCCGGCUGUGUCAAGUUACAGAGGCGCCAGAAUCGGCCCCAGCGCGGCUCACUGCAGCCACGACCCACCUCUGCCCAUGGGGCCCUGCAUGCGUGCCCCUUCGCCCGGGGACUGACACCCGUUCUCCCCGGAGACACAAAACACCCAGAAGGACCCCGAGCGUCGCACCAGCCCGAGAACUCUGCAGAAGAGAGAAGGGAAAGAGUGGGGAGCGGGGCCAGAUCCCCGAACUUGGAACAUUCUUCGAAAUAACUUUUUUCUUACUUUGGCGUACUCCGAUCGCGUCUGCUGGUGGCUCUUGGCUGCUCCCGACUCCGACUGCUCAUUUUCGGUCCUCUUUGGCGAGCAAAGGAAAGGGACGUCCUCUAGCCACGUUAACCCCCUUUCCCCUUGCCUCUCAGUUUGGAUCGCGCCUCUUGGAUCUCGUUUUUAUUUAUUCUAUUUAUUUAUUUAUUGGCUCUCAAGACGCGAGGGCAUGGUGGCGGAGCGCACCCGCAAAGCGGCAGCCUCUGGCAGCCGCGGCCCUGGGGAGCUGGGCGCUCCGGGGCCCGGGACAGUGGCGCUGGCUGAGCAGUGCGCUAGGCUGCCGAGCCCCGGGUGCUGCGGACUGCUGGCUCUAGCGCUGUGUUCGCUGGCGCUCAGCCUGCUCGCCCACUUUCGGACCGCGGAGCUGCAGGCCCGGGUGCUGCGCUUGGAAGCAGAGCGCGGGGAGCAGCAGAUGGAGAAAGCUAUUUUGGGACGAGUCAACCAACUGCUGGACGAGAAAUGGAAGUUCUACUCGCGUAGGCGCCGGGAAGCCCCGAAGAUGUCUCCAGGAUGUAACUGCCCACCAGGACCUCCUGGUCCCACUGGAAGACCUGGACUCCCAGGGGACAAGGGUGCCAUCGGGAUGCCUGGACGUGUGGGUAUCAAAGGUCAACCAGGCGAGAAGGGUGCCCCUGGAGAUGCGGGGAUGUCCAUCGUCGGGCCUCGAGGCCCCCCUGGCCAGCCUGGUACCCGAGGUUUCCCUGGAUUCCCGGGUCCCAUUGGUCUUGACGGCAGGCCGGGCCACCCCGGACCUAAAGGGGAGAUGGGCCUGGUGGGUCCUCGAGGACAACCGGGACCUCAGGGACAAAAGGGAGAAAAGGGUCAGUGUGGAGAGUACCCACACAGGCUGUUGCCUCUACUCAAUUCAGUGCGGCUGGCUCCACCCCCAGUCAUUAAAAGGCGGACCUUUCAGGGGGAACAAAGUCAGACUGGCAUCCAAGGCCCUCCAGGGCCACCGGGCCCCCCAGGACCAAGUGGCCCUCUGGGACACCCAGGACUGCCAGGGCCUAUAGGGCCACCUGGUUUACCGGGGCCUCCUGGACCAAAGGGAGACCCAGGGAUCCAGGGCUAUCAUGGCCGCAAGGGAGAGCGGGGCAUGCCAGGAAUGCCAGGCAAGCACGGAGCCAAGGGGGUUCCUGGGAUUGCCGUGGCUGGGAUGAAGGGUGAGCCAGGGACGCCAGGAACCAAGGGUGAGAAGGGUGCAGCAGGCUCCCCUGGCCUCCUGGGGCAGAAGGGAGAAAAAGGUGAUGCUGGCAAUGCCAUCGGAGGAGGCAGGGGGGAGCCUGGCCCCCCGGGGCUCCCUGGGCCCCCUGGGCCAAAGGGAGAAGCUGGUGUUGAUGGCCAGGCUGGGCCCCCAGGACAGCAAGGAGACAAGGGGCAGCCAGGAGCAGCUGGUGAACAGGGACCCUCUGGCCCCAAGGGUGCCAAGGGUGAACCCGGCAAAGGAGAGAUGGUGGAUUAUAAUGGCAGCAUCAACGAGGCGCUUCAGGAGAUCAGGACGCUGGCCUUGAUGGGGCCUCCUGGUCUUCCUGGACAAACAGGCCCACCCGGACCUCCAGGGACUCCAGGCCAAAGGGGGGAGAUUGGACUGCCAGGCCCUCCAGGACACGAUGGGGACAAGGGGCCUCGAGGAAAACCAGGAGAUAUGGGGCCGGCUGGUCCUCAAGGACCCCCAGGAAAGGAUGGGCCUCCAGGAAUGAAGGGAGAAGUCGGACCCCCAGGAAGUCCAGGGGAGAAAGGGGAGACAGGACAAGCAGGCCCCCAGGGUCUAGACGGCCCAACUGGGGAGAAAGGAGAACCAGGUGACGAAGGGAGGCCUGGAGCGACAGGAUUGCCUGGGCCCAUCGGGCUCCCGGGAUUCACAGGAGAGAAAGGAGAAGCUGGGGAGAAAGGCGACCCGGGAGCAGAGGUUCCUGGGCCGCCAGGGCCAGAGGGUCCUCCAGGACCUCCGGGCCUCCAAGGUUUUCCUGGACCAAAGGGAGAAGCAGGCCUAGAGGGCAGUAAAGGAGAGAAGGGCUCCCAGGGAGAAAAAGGAGACCGGGGGCCUCUGGGAUUGCCUGGAGCUUCAGGUUUGGACGGCAGGCCUGGGCCACCGGGUACUCCAGGACCAAUCGGGGUUCCAGGCCCAGCCGGACCAAAGGGCGAAAGGGGCAGCAAAGGCGACCCAGGGAUGACGGGACCAACGGGAGCAGCUGGGCUGCCUGGUUUACAUGGACCACCCGGGGACAAAGGAAACCGGGGCCACCGAGGUUUUAAAGGAGAGAAAGGGGAGCCGGGGCUACCAGGGCUGGACGGACUGGAUGCCCCAUGCCCACUGGUAUGGCAUUUCCCUCCCUUGCCUGCGUGGCCAGUUUGGGCUACCCCACGUGUGUGGUGUGUACCCGCGUGCCUCCUGAUCCUCUUGCUCUGCUCUCCCAGCUCCUCCUUGCUGACCAGGAGUCACCUUGCCUAGAACAUUAGUGGCUCCCAGCCUUGUCACCCUCUUGCAUGCGACAUGCCCAGUGGCAUUUUCUUGGCAUCCUCGUGCAACUGCUUCUGAAGCACCGCCCCAUCAUCCCGCCCACCCCAAAGCCAGUCUCGGCUGCAUUGCAUCCUCAUUGCCUGGUGACUGCUUCUAGAACAUUCUGGAAGCUAGGGAAGCGAAUGAGUUGGGCAGGCUUUUUUACAACUGAUUGCUUUGCCUCCGCACAGUGCACUUAGCCCUGAAUAUACAAGCUAAGCAAACUAACAAAACACAGGAGUGAGCUGCCAGUCACCUGCUUCCCCUGACCCAGACCCAGACCUACCCCACCCCACAGUUUGGCAGGGACAUGGGGUUGCUUCUGGACAGAGAAGUUCUAUAAUUAAGGUGGUGGUAGAGACCACCCUGUCUAUUCUUCCAGGCUAGAUCCCCUUGUGAUAGCUCAACUGUCACCAUCAGAACUAGAUUAUGGUCCAGCAUCAGAUAUUAGAUGCUAAAGACCUAGAAGGUUCUACUUAAGGUAGCUCACUAUGAAGUGAGAAGUGGAAAGGUCUAGAAUGCAAUUAGGAGGAGGUAGGUGGUGGUCAGGUAUUCCUGACAUGUCUGGAGCUGAAACCCAGGAGCUGGUUUCCCCCACACCUAGUCUUGCUCUGGAUGGUGACUUCCUAUGUUGACUUCCUAAGUAUCUAUAUGAUCCUCUCAGCUAACUAUAAAAGAAACAGAGGCAACGCUUGACCCUGCAGGCGCAGGUCCAGAUGUUCCUGCUUGCCUUCCAUUUCCCCGAGGAGAUCCAGAGGCUGCGGUCACCACCCAACUCCCAGCCUCAAAUCCUCCACCCUGUCACUCAGGAAUUCUCUUUGGUUGAUACAGUUCCUUGAAGGGCACCAGAGAUGUCUUAGGCCACAAGCACAACAGAGCCAGCAUAGGUCACUCGAACGGAGUAGCAAGCCUGCUGACACUGCUGGCCCACCUUCACAUCCCCAGGGUGCAGUGUGCAUGGCUGCCUUGCUUGACUUCCAAAGCAUUUCCAUUCAUUAAAACUGGGUCUUUCCUAGACCACAGUUAUGCCCUGCCCCCAUCCCACCCUUCCAUGUCUCCCACUCUCCCCCACCCCCACCUGUGUGCUCUCAGUUCUUCAAAGGCUCCUUCUUUUCGCCCUCUGCCUACUUUCCCACUGUGCCCUGCCAUCAUCCAUGUCCCGAGGGAAAUGCCCUCAAAGGCCCCUCUCCUCCACAGAGUUUGUGUGUAGUGUGCCGUACCGAGGCAAUGGGGUGACUUGGCAUGGCAUGAUGGACUGCAAAGGGGACAGAAGUCACCAUGAAACUGAAAUGCAUGCCCCCUAUAGUCCUUUCCGAGCCCAGAGGGGACAGAUAUCAUUUGACUAUUCAAAAUGAUAUCUGUUCCAAUAAUGAUGUGUUCUUUGUCUUGGACUGGCGGAAAUGGGGAAAUGGUGGAAAAGCUAUUGACAUAACUUGAACACAUGCUAGGUUUCUUUGGGCUGGGGCAGUAGCUGCAGCAUGCUGGGUGAUUGGGAGGUUCGCUGCUGGCUGGGUGGAGGAGACCCUAGACUGCAAUUCUAGGAUGGGACUGAGACCUAGAACUCUUAAGACACCACCUGGCCUUCCCCGCCAGCCUGGCCUCUGGAAGAUGCCUGGGUGGCUUCAGGAUGUGCUAGAGAAGCCAGAAUGUCAGGCCCAAUAAGCCUGGUGAGGGUUCCCUCACAGGCAGUACCCAGAGGCUGCUGCUGCCUUGCCUCAGAGAGCACACAGUUUCCCACCCUGAUAAUUCAUUUCACUCCAAAUUCCAGGGUGUAUCAGAGGCAGGGUCAGAAAGUCAUCUCAAAAUCAUGUUGCAAUCCCCCUGGGGCUGUGUGUCUCUUACCAGCCCCUGUUCCCACCCACUACUGACCAGUAUCUGGGACUGUUUAGAUGACAUCUCCCACUGCUUAGGAAGAG